Molecule: messenger RNA, 1755 nt
Organism: Brenthis ino (lesser marbled fritillary)
Lineage: Eukaryota; Metazoa; Arthropoda; Insecta; Lepidoptera; Nymphalidae
Source: the annotation of a GenBank genome assembly
AUGUCACCACGUCUUAUAAUAUCAAACUAUGUUAUUGAGCGGUUAUCCAAAAUCGAUACAAAUGAAAUCACCGGCUGUCUAUAUGGGCUUAUGUACGAUAGCACUUUGCUCGUCGUGGGGAUGAGCUUAGAAUUUUUCGAAAAUGAAAAAAAACCAUAUAGACAACUACUUCUUCACUUGCCUGCCGAAAUAGAAAUAUGUGGAGUUAUUAAAUUCAGUGAGACUCUAACGAUAGAAUCGAAACCUAAAGAAAUAUUGCAGGAUGUUGAUAUAACAGACAAUCCACUCUUUAUAAUAAUUAAUAAGAAAAGAGAAAUAAAAGCACACUUUUUAGUGCAUGAUAAAUUUGAAGAAACCCCUUAUGAAAUUCUUCAGUCAGAUGAAUUAUGGAAGCAGUUCAUUCAUGUGCGCCUUAAUACUAUUUUACCUUUAACUUGUGAAGCUACUAUACCUGGUGUAAAAAAUCUACUACAAAACAAAAGAAAAAAGAUAGCUUCUGGACAGGUAUCAUUUAACAUAGAUGGAACAUCAGUGUAUUUAUUUGGAGUAGCGUCUGAUGUUGGUGUUACUGGUACAAGUAUAGAUGCUAAUGUUGAAGAAUUAAUUGACUCUAUUGGUCCAGAACAAACUAAGAAAAAGAAGUUUAGUGCAAAUAAAGUUGAAAUAGUACCUGUUAAUUUAGUUUUAAAAGCCACAAAAGACAUGCUAUCAGAUAAGCUUGUUAAAACAGCAGUUAAAAUGAUGACAACACAAAGAAAACCUGCAUUUUGUAUCAGCAUGCCACUAAGAGUGGAUACAUUAGCAUUUAUUCACAGAAACACAAAACUUUCCGAGCUGUACACAGUGCUGGUGGAAGCGGCUUGUCGCUCUCUGAAAUUAUUGGAAACUGUAUUAUUGGAACAAUUGGGUCAAGAGGGUAUUGGUGACGGAGCUGGCCUUCGACUGCCGGAAACUUACCAUUAUCUACCACCAGGCCUUGGUCAUUUCAUCACAAGAGUUGUACCUAAAGGGAUCCCUGACGAAAGCAUGGAGAAAGAAAGGAGAUUGCUGCACAAACAGUUGUCUUUACCAUUAGAUAGGCCAAUGUUCCGGAGAGGUAAUGCAUUUUUAAGUGGCCUAGCCAAGUUGGUGAAUCCUCACGAGGCCCUCCCCCCACAGCCUGCCAAGCCAGACACAAUAACAGCCGUUGUGUUUGGCCGCUACACCUACCACCACUACAUGCAGGAUAACUUCAAUGAUGACGGCUGGGGAUGUGCCUACCGCUCUAUGCAGACUAUAUUUUCUUGGUUUAGGCUCCAAGGCUACAGCACAGAGGAAAUACCAACACACAGAGACAUACAACAGUGCCUUGUCAAAAUUGGGGAUAAGCAGCCUUCAUUCCUCGGCUCAAAACAAUGGAUUGGGUCCACAGAAGUCAUGUUUUGCCUAGAAACUCUAUUAGGAGUACAGUCAAGGAUUAUCUUCGCUAAUACAGGCUCAGAAUUAAGUAGCUAUGCUCCGGAACUUGUGUAUCAUUUCCAGAAGCAUGGAAGUCCUAUCAUGAUAGGUGGUGGAGUAUUAGCACAUACAAUUUUAGGUGUGGAAUAUAACUUUGUGACAAACGACACCAGAUAUCUAAUACUGGACCCGCACUACACCGGGCCCGAUGAUAUAAACACCAUUAUCUCUAAAGGAUGGUGCGGAUGGAAGAAUUCUGACUUCUGGAACAAAACAGCGCAUUACAAUCUGUGCCUGCCUCAAACUAAACCCGCUAUU